CUGCAGGACAUAAUUUGCAUAAUAAAUGUAAAAAUUUUGUGACCCCUUAUUGGUGAAUGAUGGGGAUUUUAUACCUCGUGACGUAUGUAAGUUACUUGAAGGUUAGCACCACUAUACAUAUAUUAUGUUAAUUUCAAAGUCAUUUGCAUUAUUAAUAAGGACAUGUUGAAAUGAAGUAUGAUAAAGCAAGCCCAUAUUUCAUGGAGAUAUGAGAUCUCAGAACUCUUGUUAAUAGUUGUUUUGUAGAACGAAAAUGGAGCAACGCAGUGUAGAAGUGCUAAAAUUGAGUUCUGAAGAAACUGCUGCUCUUAAAGAAGGUCCGAACCUUAUCUGCAAGGAGGCAGGGAACAGCUUUAUUAUAUACAAGAACCCUAAAAAUCCAGAAGAACCGUACAAGGCCUGCCGCAACAUCUGCAAGCAUCAAGGUGGCACAUUCGUUAAAGACGUUGAAGACUCUGCCUCCAGUGUUUUACGAUGCACCAAACAUGGCUGGAAGCUGGAUUCAGCUACUAUGAAGUAUGUGAACCCACCAGAGAGCUUCACCCAAGAGAGGCUAGUUCCGGAGAUGGACGGGAAGGGAGCCCUAACCUUGGUGGAGUUGACUCCUCCUGAACCGUGGAAGAAAGAUGCUAGACCCCCGCGGGAAAUCAAACCAGGGGAGGUUAAGCUAACCUUCUUAGCGCAUGCGUGCAUGGAGCUCAAACUUGGAGACAAGGUCAUGAUCUUUGACCCUUGGCUGACCGGACCGGCCUUCGGCAGAGGGUGGUGGCUCCUCCACGAACCGCCAGCUGAUUGGCUAAAGAGGCUUUGUCGUGCUGAUCUCAUUUACAUAAGUCAUGUACACUCAGAUCACCUCAGCUAUCCUACGCUAGAAAAGUUAUCCGAAAAAAAACCAAACAUCCCGAUCUACGUUGGAGACACGUCCAUGCCUGUCUUUUGCAAGCUGGAACAAAGCGGAGUCAAGCUGAACUGCAUCAACAUCUGCAGUUUUGGUGUAUGGCAAGAGAUCAAUGCUGACCUCCGCUUUAUGAUCCUGAUGGACGGCGUUCAUCCUGACAUGGACACCUGCAUCUUGGUGGACUACAAAGGUCACCUGAUCCUGAACACCGUGGACUGCACACAGCCAAACGGUGGGCGUCUGCCUAAAAACGUGGACAUCAUGAUGAGCGACUUUGCGGGAGGAGCCUCUGGGUUUCCAAUGACGUUUGAAUCCUUCAAAGGACGGUACACUGAGGACUGGAAAGCCAAGUUCAUCGCCACCGAGAGGAAGAAGCUGCUGUACUACAAAACACAAGUGGUUCGUGACGUCAACCCGAAACUCUACUGCCCCUUUGCUGGCUACUUUCUGGAGGCUCAUCCAGCUGACAAGUAUAUCUUGGACACCAACACCAAGAACCAGGCUGACCAGCUGAACGCUCUGAUCAACAAAUAUUCAGACCGUAUAAGAACUUGGACCCCAAAGCCAGGAGGUACUUUGGACCUAGCUCUGCUUCUACAGGACUCCGUUAACCCCGGGAUUGCAAUAGUAGACCCUCCUGAAGGGACUAAGAUCUACAAAGACAGCUGGGAUUUUGACUUCUACAUCGAGAAAAUUGACGAGAGUAUUGAGAGCGAGAUUUUUGCCUACCCUGACUGGGUCCAGUUCUAUUACGAAUGGGCCGGCUUUCGGGACUACAACUUGGUACUGAGGAUGAUAGAGACAGAUGACAACUUCCAGUCUAUUGAGGGAGGUUAUGACUUUUUGGUUGAUUUCUCAGACCUGACCUUCCCUGCACACCGGCCUGACAGGGAACACGCGUACCUACAGAUUAAGAACCGAAUAGGAGUUCAUCGCCAGACGGUUCUGAAAGGCCUGUUUUGGGAUGACCUGUACAUCGGCUUUCAGAACAGGCUGCUGCGUGAUCCAGACACAUUUCACUACAAGUUCUGGAACCACAUGCAGAUCCUCCUGCCACAGCAGCCUCCGGACUGGGACAGUUUUCUGCGCAAACAGAGGCAUGACCGGAAACCUGCACGGGCAGUUUGGAAACCUCCACCCAGGAGCGAUUCAAUCAUGCGAAGGAUGCUUCUGCUGGGGAAGGUCCUGCUACUUCCGGGGAUCGUGGCAUUCCUGGCAGCAGCAGUUGCCUACGUCAACCUGUAA
Branchiostoma belcheri (Belcher's lancelet) is the source of this 2143-nucleotide messenger RNA. RefSeq names its product cytidine monophosphate-N-acetylneuraminic acid hydroxylase-like. The coding region runs from base 254 to 2143 and encodes 629 amino acids. The record is from RefSeq and is a predicted model, not a curated record. NCBI's taxonomy places the organism in Eukaryota, Metazoa, Chordata, Leptocardii, Amphioxiformes, Branchiostomatidae. The transcript has 15 exons. Gene Ontology annotation, molecular function: 2 iron, 2 sulfur cluster binding.